Messenger RNA from Zeugodacus cucurbitae (melon fly), 6111 nucleotides. RefSeq lists its product as uncharacterized. Gene Ontology annotation, biological process: G protein-coupled receptor signaling pathway. Gene Ontology annotation, cellular component: membrane. Lineage: Eukaryota; Metazoa; Arthropoda; Insecta; Diptera; Tephritidae. The record is from RefSeq and is a predicted model, not a curated record. The transcript is spliced from 15 exons. Bases 720 to 5519 code for a protein of 1599 amino acids. Gene Ontology annotation, molecular function: G protein-coupled receptor activity; protein binding; protein-hormone receptor activity.
AAAAACAAAUUUAAAAAAAAAUUGAGAAAAAAAAUUUGCGAAAAUUUGCAAAAAAACGUGUGGCAAUAAUUUCGGUAGUUUAUUGUGUGCGGGAUUCUUCGGCGACCCCGUUUCAUUGUUGUAUGUACCAAUUACUUGUUGUAAUUGUUGCUGUGCUGGCACAAUUUUAUGGUCCACUUGUUGUUGUUGGUGUAGUUGUGCGGUAUUUACGCGUGCAUUUUCGAAAGUGGUUGACCUCAGCAAGUGGCAAGGGGGCGUGCUGACUGCAACGGUGACAACAACAACACCAACAGCAACAGUAAGCCAGUAAGCAAGCAAGCGAGCGAGCAGCAUCAACGGCAACGGCAAGUCAACAACAGCCAAGCGAGCAACAAAAGCUUUCUCAGCAAAUCAACGGCGGUUAUCUUACAACAACCAAAGCGUAACCCGAGCAACUUUGACAUCGGCGACAUCUGUUCAAUCAAACGGCAAACAACGAAGAACUUAAAUACUUUUCCAAAGAACAUCUGUAAAGUAGUGGAAAUAAGUAAAAGAAAUAGAAUGAUAAGUUGUUCGUAAAACCCUCGCACACCGCAUCGAUUACACUCUAGCAGUCUAUAUCGCCUCCAACUGUCACUACACACCGUUGUUGUUGUUAUUGUCUGCUCGUCGCCAGCGUUAGUAGUUUUGUCGUCAUGUAUGCGAAAUGUGUUGCACACACUACUGUCAUUAAAUGACAAAUGUUUGGCAGCAUCAAUCAGUGGCGAAACGGAAAACAACAACAACAACACAGUCAACUGUCAACACAACAAAAAGCAAAUAAGAAGCAGCAGCGAAACAGAGCGACGCAGCAGAGCAGAUCGCGUCGUGGACGGUUAGCGCUCGUCAAUUGCACUGGUGACGGCAUGGCCAUUAGCCGGGGGCGCGGCAAUAGCACGCACUCUUGGUUUCUACUCAAAGAUUCGGUGAUAUUCGUGUUGGUGUUGUGCGCAUUGCAGUUGCUGCUAAGUAAGCUGGCAAUAAGCGCGGAGAUGCUGCAAACAGCCGAAGGUGUUGAACGGCGGCCUGGCGCUGUCGCUACCGCAGUUAGCGAUAGCAAUGCACUAGACGCCGUGGAACGCCAGAUGGCGCAGUUUGUAGAGAAAUUAUUGCUUGGUGAACAUUCUGUGGCGGAAACCAAAGAAGCGGCUGAGCAGCAUGCGCGCGCCAGCAACAGUAUUAGUAUUAACCAGCAAAGUAGUAGGCGUAGCAGUAGUGAUAGCUUAAGUAACGGUAGUUUAAGCAAUGAUAACAAACACAACACAAACAACACAGCCAACAUAGCUCCAAAUAAACUCGGCAACAUCACGCGCGCGCCAGCGGAUGCGCAUAAAUCAAGCGAUAAACGAGUUGGUAAGCCGCAAACCACAAAUGAAAGUGAUACGCGCGAACUGAAUAAUAUCGCAAAUAUACACAACAACACACAGCGUAUGCUCGCCACCGCCACAGGCAAAACACACACAUCACCGCCAUCGGCUGUGGCUGGGAAUGCCGCUGACAGCAAGCAAAUGCAGCGCGCCGUCAUCAGUAUGCCCGAGCAGAUACGUGAGAACGUCGUGCUGUCAUCUGUCGAUCCGGAAAAGGAGGCGCAGUUGUUGUACGAGCAAACACUGCUGGAGUAUCAUGGCAGCGUGCAGGCGGCCGCGGCGGCAAGCGGUGCGUCAUCAACGGCCACAGCUGAUAAGCCUGCGGCGGUGGACGAUGGGCGUGCGUCAUCGGUUGAGGGCGCGAACGCAGAGCGGCAACCACGCACUUUGCACAGCGUCUGUGAGGUGUGGACGCAGAAGCAUUGCCACUGCACUGGCACGCUGGAGCGGCUGUCGCUCAGUUGUCGCGGCAUUGGCGUUGUUGCGGUGCCCGUGGAGCUGCCAGACACCGUGGUGACACUAGAUCUGGGCAACAACAACAUAACUAUAUUUGAGGCUAACACAUUUUUCAUGGUACCCAACCUCGAAGAACUAACUUUAUCCGACAAUAGCAUCAUUAAUAUUGAUCCGAAUGCAUUUUAUGGACUUGGCAAAUUGAAACGUUUGAAUUUACAAAAUUGUGGCCUUAAAUCAUUGCCAGCGCAUACAUUUCAAGGAUUGAAAAAUUUAAUUUCACUCCAGCUGAACGGCAACGCCUUAGCCAGCAUGGACACGGACAGUCUGCAGCAUCUGCCGAAAUUACGCACGCUACGGCUUGAGGGCAAUCUGUUCUAUCGGAUACCGGCAAACGCUUUGGCUGGAUUAAAGACACUCGAAGCACUAAAUCUUGGCAGUAACCUUCUGACAAUAAUUAACGAUGACGACUUCCCACACAUGCCAAAUUUAGUGGUGCUUCUUUUGAAACGGAAUCAAAUAAUGAAGAUCUCCUCGGGUGCAUUUACGAAUCUGACAGCUUUAAAAGUGUUAGAAUUGGAUGACAACUUAAUCAACAGUCUGCCAGAGGGAUUGAACAAACUAACGCAUUUGCAAGAACUAUCAGUUACCAGCAAUCGUUUGCGUUGGAUAAACGAAACUGAUUUACCGAGAAAUUUACAAACGAUUGAUUUUCGUGCCAAUCCGCUUUCGAUAAUUAUGCCGAAAGCGCUGAGGGGCAUGACGAGAUUGCGAAAAUUAAUUCUGUCCGAUGUGCGUUCACUGAAGGUUUUCCCCGAUCUUGAAGGCUGCUUCUCAUUGGAGGUCAUAAAACUAGAUCGUGCCGGCAUCAAGGAAGUGCCCGCCAAUUUGUGUCGUCAAACACCAAGACUGAAAAGCUUAGAGCUAAAAACGAAUUCCUUAGUGCGCAUUCCCAAUUUAGCCAAUUGCAGAGAAUUAAGACUGUUAGAUCUUUCGAGUAAUUAUAUUGAAUCGCUUAGUGGGCGACCCUUCGCCGGCCUUAAACAACUGCACGAUUUGGUGUUGUCGUACAAUCGCAUCAAAGCGUUACCUUACGAUGCCUUCUUCGGCAUACCACGUUUACAGUUGUUAGACUUAGAAGGUAAUGAGAUCACCACCAUACACAAAGAAGCCUUUAUGCCUUUCGCCAAGUUGGAGGAUCUCAAUUUGGGCAAUAAUAUCUUCCCUGAGCUUCCAUCCGCCGGCCUAAACAAGUUGCUGCAUUUAAAGACUUUUAACAAUCCGAAGCUGCGCGAGUUCCCCGCGCCCGACACGUUCCCACGCAUUCAAACGCUCAUACUUUCAUACGCUUACCACUGUUGCCCCUUCAUACCGUUAGUGGCGAUGUCGGCAGCUAAGAAACCGCCACUUGUACAAGAAGCUGUGCUCUUUCCAUCCGAUUCAGAGUUCGAUAUGAGCUUGUGGAACAAUAGCAUGAUGGACAUAUGGCCGCAGCUGCAAAAUCUCAGCAAAAAGUUUGGCAACCAAAUGCACGAUAUUUGGGAUAAUUUCGGGCAAGACUUUAAUUAUCCCGGGAAUAUUCCAACUUAUGUCGAGGAAUACUUCGAGGAAGACGGUACAGGUACCACGACAAGUUCAAUGAGCAUGACCAGCAGUUUUGCCGGUUUCAGUAAUGGUCUCUUCGGCACAAUGGAUAUCGACAUAGUUCCCGGUUCCAUACAAUGUCUACCGAUGCCCGGUCCGUUUUUGCCUUGCUCCGACCUAUUUGACUGGUGGACUCUACGCUGUGGCAUUUGGGUUGUCUAUCUGCUGGCGUUGCUGGGUAACGGUACUGUCAUUAUAGUGUUGUUGUUUUCACGCUCCAAAAUGGAUGUACCCCGCUUUCUGGUAUGCAAUUUAGCCGCCGCCGAUUUCCUAAUGGGCAUUUACCUUGGUACAUUAGCCAUAGUAGACGCCGGCACAUUGGGAGAGUUUCGCAAGUUCGCCAUUCCGUGGCAGAUGUCGCGCACAUGCCAGUUUUCUGGUUUCAUGGCGGUGCUCUCAUCGGAGUUGUCGGUAUAUACGUUGGCGGUGAUUACCUUAGAGCGUAAUUAUGCAAUAACACAUGCGAUACAUUUAAACAAGCGACUGUCACUGCAUCAGGCCGCAUACAUCAUGGCUGCUGGAUGGACAUUCGCACUAAUCAUGGCAACCCUACCAUUGUUGGGCAUCUCAGACUAUCGGAAAUUUGCUGUAUGUCUGCCGUUCGAGACCACAACCAGCGUGGCCAGUUUAACGUAUGUCAUUGCGUUGAUGUUCAUCAACGGCUGUGCCUUCUUGACACUGAUGGGCUGUUAUUUGAAAAUGUACUGGGCCAUACGUGGCUCACAGGCCUGGAAUAGUAAUGACUCCCGCAUAGCGAAACGCAUGGCACUACUUGUUUUUACCGAUUUUCUAUGUUGGUCUCCGAUAGCUUUCUUCUCCAUCACUGCCAUAUUUGGUUUGCAACUGAUCACACUGGAACAAGCCAAAAUAUUCACAGUAUUCGUGCUGCCAUUGAAUUCUUGCUGCAAUCCUUUCCUCUAUGCCAUCAUGACGAAGCAAUUCAAGAAAGAUUGCAUCACGCUGUGCAAACACUUCGAGGAGACGCGUGUAACACGUGGCGCUGCCGCUGCAAACACAGCGCUAGCCGGCGGUCUAAGCCGACGAGGCGGUGUGCGCAUGCCAAAGGAAUUGCCACCCUUGCUGCCCGCCCCACAUCCGCCCGGCUGUCGUUCUUUGCGCAUGAUGCCCAAUGAAAUGCCCAAUUGGCACAAGUUACAAGAGCGCGAUCAAAGACGUGAGUCCUGGAUUUGCAUGACGUGGCACCGUUUGGCAAUCUGUUGUCACUGCACCGAUCCAGAAGAUGACGACGAUGAUGACGUGCUGACACCAGAGCGGCGGCGUCUUGGCGGACGUCGCCAACGCAAGCCGAACAAGUCGAAUCAUCGUCAUGCGCGUACACGCUCGCACAACGCCAAUACAGAACCGUACCUUUAUCAGUUCGCUGAGCUUAAGCAGAAACAGAAGCAGACACGCGCCAGCUCGAUAUCUAGUGAGAACUUCUGUUCGUCACGUUCAUCUAGUUGGCGCAAUGGACCACCAUCGGCGGGCGCGCUGCCACACACAUGCAACAUACCACUCAAGAUGAUGGAUCCGAAUCGUCGGAGACACUCGGCGUGGCUGAUUACACGAAAAACAUCGCAAGAUUCGAAUUUAUCGAGCUCACGCAAUGACAGCUCGGCUUCAGCCACAACGGCCAGCACUUCCACGUUCCGGUUGUCGCGUUCAAGUGCGGGUAGUACCACGCCACUGCCGUCCAUCAUGGCGCAUAGCAGCAAAUCACAGCAACAGCAAUUGCAGCAACACUCGACACUGCCGUCCAAGCCACGUCUGGUGCGUCAAGAGGCAGUGCAAGAGGAAGAAGACUCCUCGCCACCGCGUCUGGGUGUACGCUUUCUGCCCACCAUACCAUCGGCGGCCGACAGUUCCAUUGUCAUGGAGGAUGGCGACUCAGCCAUGAACGUAGCCAGCGUCAUGGGCAUGCCACUGCCGGGCGCAGCCAGCGGCUUCUACACUGUGCUGCAGGCGCAAAGCGGCGGCGCGGCGAAAACACUGCUCACCACGGCGUCUAGUCCACCAAAGGAGGAACAGCCGCCAUGACACUGCUGCCAGUGCACAGGCGACGUGAAACCAAAAUCGGUACCACCAAUAAGUGAUAACAAUGUGAAACCUUGUAUUAGUGAGGCAUUUCUUUGACGCUUUUAUGGCGCUUAAGUUUCAAUGUACUUUCUCAGUGCUGCAUGUCGGCUGUAUGUCUGUAUAUACAUAACGGAAUUAGUGCAUCAACUGUACCGACCGUGUAAUGCAUAUUCAAGUAGUUACCAUUAUUUAUAUAUUUAAUGAAUUAAGUACAACUAUUACAAAAACAAGAAGUAGGUAGUCAAUUUGUACAGUAGCCGUUAGAAAUGUGUGUUUGUAUGUUUGUACGUAUGUAGUUAAAUGCUAAGCUCUUAAAAACAUGAAUGAGAUUUAAGUUUAAAUUACUCAAAAUAUUUGUAUGUAUGUAUGUAUGCAAUGCUGAGCACUUAUCUGGACGCUAGGUGCUUAGGCCCGAGAGAUUUCUUACACAAACUAUUUAAAACACGAUUUCAUAGAGCAAAAUAUUAUCGAAAUUAUUUACAUCUUUCCUCGCCAACAUUUGCCCACUCAUAACGUCACGUCCAAAUAAAAGAUACUGGUGUCCACUGAUAUA